CGCCACAGACACCAACAGCCGCGUUGAUGGUCUUGAAAAGAAAAAUAAUAUGCUGGAACAACUCAUUAUCAUCAUCGAUGGGCGGUUGGGUGCCCACCGCCACGCCAUGCUCACGAUGCAGCAAAUCAUCGAAGCCCGCUUCAGUGAAGUUGACGAACGAUUUGAAGAUGUCGAAGCCGUUGCGGGAGAAGUCGAAACCGCCGUCCAAGGCCACCAUGUAGACAUCCGCUUCAUUCGCGACAGCAUCGACGCAUUCAAGGCCCACGUUGAGAAGCAGCAUGGUUCUUUAUACGAGUACUUCCGCAUCACCAAGGCCCUCCUCGAUGCCACCGACGCCGACGUCCGUGUCAUCCGCGAAAACGUCACCGGCCUCACCGGGCAAGUCAGCAAAGCCGUGCAACGCAUCUGCAGCCUGGAGACCCUUGCCAAAGAGGCCGAGGAAUUGUUCAAGCAGCAGCUCGCCGCCGUCCAGGGGAACAUCACCACCAUCAACCAGAGACUCACUUCCGGCCUCGAGAAGCUGACCAUCACCGACAAGAAAGCAACCGCUGCCCAGACCCAAAUCGCCGGCGUCACCUCUAAGCUUCGCGCGCUGCAAGACUGCUUCGCCACGUACAACGCGUGGUGGGCCGACGCCAACACCCAGUUCCGCACGCUCCUCGCCAACAUUGCGAAGACCAACAUGGCGGUGGCAACGCUGCGCAACACCUCCACCCUGCACAAGGACUACAUCUUGUUCCUUUACUCCCAGGUUCUCCCCGAGUUCUCCCGGGACGCACUGCAGACCUACACUGACACCGUCGUCGAUGCUCAGCCGGGCGCCCCGCUCCAGGUCGAUGUCGUGCUCAACGAGCGGGUGCAGUCUGCGCUUCUCCGCAUGCUUGGUGAGCAGAUGGGCCCAGAGGCGUCGCGGGCUGGCAGUCGUACCGCGCCCGCGCGGGACCAGCAGGGGGACGAGGCUUUGAAGCCCGGGCCGCUUAGGAUAAGGAAGAAGGCUCCUGUCGGUCAUGCUGCGGAGGCUCUGACUGACAGAUUCCUCCGGGAGCUCGAGGCUGCGCAGUGCGGGCCGUCAGCGGGUAACGAGUAGGCAGGGCUGCCCGAUUCGAUAUCUCCCGCAUGCAGAGCCCGGUGCCGGGCAAGGAGAGGACCACGACAAUCGAAUGACAAGAUCCGCACGACCAGGCACCUACGACGCGACAACACCCGCCCACGACGCAAAGCUACCCAAGGCGCGCCACGCUGAAACAUCUACCCACUCACGAC
Messenger RNA from Paraphaeosphaeria sporulosa, 1263 nucleotides. RefSeq lists its product as uncharacterized. Lineage: Eukaryota; Fungi; Ascomycota; Dothideomycetes; Pleosporales; Didymosphaeriaceae. The transcript has a single exon. The coding region runs from base 50 to 1087 and encodes 345 amino acids. The record is from RefSeq and is a predicted model, not a curated record.